AUGGAAGUUCAUGUGGGCGGGGUGGAGAACCCUCCAAUUCUAAACAUAGAUGCAUCUGAUGAAUGGGAUGCCUUUAGGAACAAUCUUGCCAAUGAAAUUGUGUGGACACCUGAGGAGGAUGAGCUACUAAUCCAGUGCAUGAUGAUACUACAUGAUAAGGGUGAACUUGUUUCUGAAAAUGGUCUUAGGCCUCGUGUCUUGAACCAAUUACAAGACAUGCUUCAUGGUCUUAUACCUGGAUGUAGUUUAAAGGCCCAUCCUCACAUCCAAUCUAGGAUUAAGAAGCUUAAAACUAACUAUGGUGUUAUUUCUGACCUUCUGAAAUUAUCUGGUUUUGGUUGGGAUAGCGAGAAGAAAUGUGUGACAGCUCCAAAGGCAGUAUGGGAUGAGCUUAUCAAGGUGAACAAGGAUGCUGCUAGGUUUAGGAAUAAGUCCUUCCCUCAUUAUGAAGAGCUUCAUGAUAUCUAUGGGAAGGACAGGGCAACUAGGAAGGAUGCUCAAGCUUGUGAAGAUGUAAUUGAAGAGAUAGAUGAUCAGAAUGGUGUAGACAAUUCAACAUUUGAGACUAAUCUUGAGGCUGACAUGGAUAUCUCUCAUGGAAAUAUUCCACCACCAAAUAACAGUCCACUAGAAACUGAAACUGAUAACUCUCCAUCUGAGGCAAGUUCUGGGUUGAAAAAACGCAAGCGCAAAAGCAUUGAUCGUGACGAUGUGCUUAUCCUUGGAAUGGAGAAAUUUGCUAAUUCAUUGGCUGAAGGUUUUAACGAAGCAAGUGAGCGAUUAGGAAUGCAUAUUGACAGGGUUGAUCGUGAGAAGCGCCUGGAUGGGAUGAGGGAGUCGCUCUAUGGUGAGCUUUUGAAGGUUGAAGGACUUUCUCAUCAAGAGCGUCUUUCGGCCUAUGUUAAGAUUAUUUCUGAUGAGAGCAUACUAGUUGGAUUCUAUGCCAUGCCUCAAGAUGCAAAAGCAGAUUUGGUCCGCCAAAUAAAUGCAUAG
Messenger RNA from Neltuma alba, 993 nucleotides. RefSeq lists its product as uncharacterized. The transcript has 3 exons. The record is from RefSeq and is a predicted model, not a curated record. The coding region runs from base 1 to 993 and encodes 330 amino acids. NCBI's taxonomy places the organism in Eukaryota, Viridiplantae, Streptophyta, Magnoliopsida, Fabales, Fabaceae.